This is a messenger RNA of Odontomachus brunneus, 6636 nucleotides long. RefSeq names its product glycerophosphocholine phosphodiesterase GPCPD1-like. Gene Ontology annotation, biological process: glycerophospholipid catabolic process. The record is from RefSeq and is a predicted model, not a curated record. NCBI's taxonomy places the organism in Eukaryota, Metazoa, Arthropoda, Insecta, Hymenoptera, Formicidae. The transcript is spliced from 14 exons. Gene Ontology annotation, molecular function: glycerophosphocholine phosphodiesterase activity; starch binding. The coding region runs from base 400 to 2793 and encodes 797 amino acids.
GAGCGAACAAACGAGCGAGCGAACGAACGAACGAAGCUAGUAACACUCGAGCGUUCGCGCGCGUCGGAACGUACGUUCGAUCGAUCCGUUUUACCCGCUCGCUCGCGAUCUCAGCCCGGAAACCGACCCGGUUUACUGGAACGCGCCGGUCCGAUCCAUUGUUAUCGGAAGAGAGGAGGAAAAAUUAGAGAAAAAAGAAACAAGUUCGCGCUACGUCUCGUGCGAUCGAAGGACAACAAUGAUCGAUAGUGCCGAGGUCUCGUGCGUAAUGCAGCCUGCUGGAAGUUAGCACGUGUCGGGAUCAUUUCUUCAGAGAAAAAAAACAAGGAGGAUAUCCAACAACAACAAAUAUCAGACAAGUUUAACAUCACUGAAGUGGCAGUCAUACAGAAUUUCAACAUGAAGGAGUCUAAAAGGGACUGGCUAUUUAGAGUCCAGGUAGAAAACCUAGAGAAAAAUGAAGUUGUCUAUGUGGUUGGAAACUUGCCUGAGUUGGGGGCCUGGAAUCAUAAUCAGGCCAUCCUGAUGUCACAGGAGCAUAGCAGUCGGAGAGAGUCUCCUAUAGUGUUUGAUAACAGUAAUAGUAGUGGUGAAUUUUAUACUGAAGACGGGCAAGACAAUGCAACUGACAGCAUAUUCGAUGAUGAGAAAGAAAAGGAUGGACGAAUAUUUUCGCAAAAAGUUGCCCUUCCCAUCGAUGCUGAUAUCGAGUUUCGAUAUUUUAUAGCUGUUAUUUGCCAAUCAAACGGCGCUAAAAAUUCAGCCAAGACUUUGAUUAUACGCAAGUGGGAAACUCACAUGGUACCACGAUUGAUCAGAAAAAAUAUACCAAGCAAUUUUGCUGAAGAUAUAUUGCCAGAUCCCGACAAAUUUGGUUUCUACAAUGGUUACUACAAGAUCGAACAAGGCUGGUUGACAGAUGAAACUGUGAUACAAUUUAAAAUUUUUAACAAUCCUAUUAAACUCUGGAAAAACCGGCUACAGAACAGAAAAGUUCACAUUAAGAUGACGCCUGUAAAUCUAGUUAGACAUAAUUCUCUAGAGCUACAACAGGGGUUUGGAGGCGACUGUGUAGACGAUAGUCUUUCUAUGGAUACGCAGGAUAUUAUUGAUCAACCCGCUUUUACCAGUAUUACGGAAAUUGCUGUGAUGAAUGAUGAAGAGGCUAGGUUCCAGGUCCAGGAGCAAUUUGGUCGUCCGUACGAUGAAGACGAAUUUGCACUCUUCAGUGUUGCCGUUCGAUAUCCCGAAACGAUCGCGUACUUAGUGGACUACUACGUGUACAGCUCAAGAUGUUUCCCAGGAGAACCACCAACUCACAUUGGUUUUAGCUACAUCUUGCCAAGUACUUUACAAUCUAGCGUCGGGCUUCUGACCGUACCAAUCACUAGUACAAAACAUAGACCUAUUGGACAAUUGACGGUAGAGUACGUUGUUAUAAAACCAAUUCCGGACUAUCCGUGGGACAUGAGCAUUUCGUACGCGAAGCACUGGGAACAGCGGUGGUCAGGCUUAGACGUAGGACACCGAGGGCUUGGCACAUCCUUCAAAUUUGAAACAAAAAACUGUGCUAAUGUACGAGAGAAUACGAUCGCAUCUCUGAAGACCGCAGCUUAUCAUGGUGCGGACAUGGUCGAGUUCGACGUUCAGCUUUCAAAAGACCAUAUACCUGUGAUCUACCACGACUUCUACGUAUCUAUCUCGCUGAAGCGUAAGAAGCAGAUAGAGGCUAUGGAUAUGCUGGAGAUACCCGUUAAGGAUCUUACUUUAGAACAGCUGCAUCUACUCAAGGUUUAUCACGUGGCUGAAGGUCGAGAGAAAAAUCCGAGAUUUUUCGAUGAGGAUCUGGAGGAUCAUCAACCUUUUCCCACGCUGCAAACUGUGCUCCAAGAACUGGAACAACAUGUCGGAUGUAAUAUCGAAAUUAAAUGGAAUAUGCAGUUGAAGGAUGGCACUUUCGAGCUCAAUCAUCCAUUCGAUCUCAACUUGUACCUAGAUAUCAUCUUGAAAGUGGUAUUAGAAUAUGGCGGUGAUCGGAAAAUCGUGUUUUCCUCGUUCAAUCCAGACAUCUGCGCGAUGAUCCGUCUUAAGCAGAACAAGUAUCCGGUAGUGUUCCUAACGCAAGGCGUCACGUUGAAGUAUCCCACUUAUCACGACCCACGCUGUCAAACGGUGCCGAUGGCAAAAAGACACGCGUUGACCGCGGACAUCCUGGGAAUUAACGUUCAUACCGAAGAUCUUCUUCGAGAUCCGUCUCAAGUUAAAUUAGCCAAGGACGUGGGGCUAAUUAUCUUCUGCUGGGGCGACGACAACAACGACAAGGCUACUAUUCAGUAUCUGAAGAAGCUCGGUUUGCACGCGGUUAUAUAUGAUAAAAUCGACGAGUACAAUGUGAAAGAAGUGAAGGAGAGUAUAUUCCUCGUGGAUGCCAGGGAAAACCAGAAAGAGUUGAUAGCCUUAGCACAGUGCAAUCAAACAACACAACCACCGAUGUCUGCUCCACUCAACACAGACAAGGAAUUUUAUCUGGAUCGACCGUCAACAACCACGUCGCUUGGAAAGAAUAAUAUUGGAGGUGACAGUAUAUAUUCCAUGCCAGCUUUAAAAUUGUCGGCCAAUUGCGAGAGACAAGAGAGCAUGGAGAUCAGCGAGAUGACUAAGGAUUUCAGCGUAUGUGCAAACACGUUCGGUCAUUCCGUGAAGACGAAGAGCAUCCCUGGCCUAGUGUGUGGUCAAUCAACAGCAUUGCCUGAGAUUUAUGGAGAGGAUGAAGCUGCUAAAGAUUGCCUUUGAUGCUUUUCCUUUUCGUGGUUUUGAUGAAGGUGUAUCACUAAGAGGGACUCGAAGCAAUGCGAUGACGAGGAGAUCUUUUUGUAGUUUAUCAUUCGCGUUAUAUUUCUAGCUAAUAGGCCGAAGUAUUAUAGAGGAUGCGUCUGUAUUUCUGAAAUCAGUAGAACGCGCUACAGACGCGUUGCACAGACUGUGUAAAUAUUUCAGGAACGAUCAACAUUGUUCUGCGAUUUUAGGGCUUGACAAAAGAACUCUCUGAAAUCCUUGUGUCCCGUAUCUAGACAAGCAUUCCGAGACUACAUCUGAUGAUAAGUAUUAGACUAAACAAAGAUAUCAAUGUAUGGAUUUCAAUGUGUACUCUCCUUGCGAGUCACAGUAUGACGUUGAUCGUUGAUGUUUUGAAAUAUCGAUAUAAUAUGUGACGAUGCGAUGCGCGAAGAAAAAUCGUCUGAAUUUCACUCUUGACAUGCACACCAUUCCCCGAUCGUUCAAUUUUUCUGCGCGCAUUGUGUAACGUGUAUUGGAAAGAGCACGUGUAGCCGGGAUAUUCUUGAAGAAACAUUGAAUCAAUUCUGUCUUUUCAACAAAAAUGGUUUGGAGAUUCUGAAUGUGCUAAUCGACUAAACAAGAUGAUUACUUCGUAGAUUUUAAGCUUUACUUGCCCACAUUUUUAAUCUAAAUGGUGGAAAACUGAAAGAUUAAAAAAUCUGAUAGAUUUGAAAGAUUUAGCUUUGAAGGAUUUAGAUUUUGCAAAUGGAUAGAGAAAUUGAAACUUUUAAAUGUCCAGAGAUUUUAAUUCAGGCAUUUACUAUUAGGAUCAUAUAUGAUGAUUUGAAUAUGUAAUAAUUCGUCGAUUUAGCGGUUCAAAGAUCCAAAUUAUAUUUAAAAGAAAAAAAAGAAAUAGAAGUCUAUCUUCUCUGAGAAUACAGUUCCAUCGACGUUUAAUAGUUAGUCAAUCAGACAGCCAGAUCGCAUGUUCUUUAUAGCAAAAAUCGAAGGUAAAGAAUUCGAUUAACAAGUUACCGGCAUACGGCUGUUUCUACUCACCUUAUAUACUAUGUAGUACUUUUUAAAAACAAGGACCUUCUCAGUACUAAUGAAUCCGACGCAGGCUAGAUAAAGGACGAUUUUAACUCCCGCGAAUCCGCUCACGACAGAGACUGACGUGGGAGUUGUGUUUUUAGUACAAAAGUGUCUUCAGGUAUAUCUUUAUUUAGAUCAGGAAGAAACAUUCGCUCCUCCCGUACUUCUUCCACUGUCGAUUCGAAUAUUAUAUGAACGAAAAAAGAAAAAGAAAAAAAAAGAUUUACAUGAAGAACAAAAAUAAGCAAAAGAAGGUAAUUAUGAAGAAUUGCAGAUCGCUUGUAUUCGAAGAGCAAACGAUGCCAUUAGUUGAUACACUUUUACAUGAGCUGUCGAAUGAAAAAUCGCACGAAGGCGAGAUCGAAUGUUUGCGCCGUACCUCGAAUUGCCUUUUGACAGCUGUACCUCAAGUUUUAAUAAGAUCGUAAGGUAAACUAUUUUUCGUAUAGUCGCAUAGGAAAAAGAUUUCAUAUCCACUUAUUUAUGUCAUCCAUUCAUGUGACAUUGCACACUUAACGCGCGCUAUUGGACGAGCAAGGGUACGGUCAAAAAAAAUAAAAAAAAUUGGAAAAGAAACAGAUGAUCAUGUACCUUUUUUUUUAAUUUUGUUUUGUCACGCCCACAUGCACCGACAUUGACACGUCAGUGCGCAGUUUUGCUCAUUCUAAGUAAUCUUAUGAUAUCGCUGCAAGUGAUUUGCAGUCUCUCCGCUGUGUAGGAUUUCAAUAAUUCAAUGGACGUUCGACGUCUCCUCGAGACUGCUUGUUCGUUCAUUCGUCCGUCUCGAGACUCGUCGUAGAAAUUUCGGCUCUCCAGCGAGCGAAAUUCCGCAAUGCACAGCCGACCUCGCGAUUUCACAAGAUCGAGCAUCGAAAAGCGUCGUUCGCCUUCUAAGAAAAAUGAUUUCCUAACUGCAAAAAUAUAAUGUCGAACUCUUCAACCGAUAGCUUUGUACAUUCGUAACUCUGGUGACGCGAACGAACCGAGAGCUCGUCGCACCGUCCGCUUGACUUUUGAUAUGACGAUAUAACUCGUGUUUUGUCGCAUUAAGGAAAAAAAAGACAGGCAAAACUGAAUGAAUUCGCGAAUAAGUGAAGAACCAACAUUUUGUGCGCGGAAUGCACUUUUGUCUCACGGUAUCAAACGUUAAAGUCCAACGGUCAAAUCGUCGUGGAAUAUUUGCGCGCGAAGCUAUUGAAGAUUUAUUAUCUAAGAUUCAUACAGAUCAGCUGUUCGAUGAAACAAUAAGGGGCUAGCGAGAUCACUGCUGAGUUAGACGUGGAGUUCAGAUUGGAAUUGGAUUAUUGCAAUUGGAAAUAGAUUAUCGCUAGCAAUGAUUGACAAUGAUAAGAAAUCAAAUCAUUUAAGGGGCCCAGAUAAUUCGAUGAAACGAAUGCAAACAAGUUUUACCGAAUAUCCUUGGAUUACGAGAGAGAAUGAGAGAGAGAAAGAGAGAUGAGAAUAUAAUUUUUUCCUUAAAAUUAUUACAUACUAACGAUAAGAUUAUAAUAUAUUAAUAUUGUCAUAGUGUGACGCGGUAUUGUUAUGAUAAUUUAACGAUAAAUAUUACAUGCUAUGAUAUAAUAAUACUGUUAUACAAUAUUAUUAUAGUAUAUAGUGAUAGUAGUUGAAGUUAACGCUUCGCAGCGCAAAGGGUUAAUCUACCGGCUGAAGGGUUAAAGAAAACACAGACACACAUAUACACACACGCACACAUAUCGACACUUAACGUACAUGCGGCACGCGAGUAUCUUUGAAAAUUUUCACUGGAAAAAUAAUGUGUACCGCAUUUUUUUUUGGAUAGUAAAAGAACAAAAAUUACACGGCUAUAGAGCGAUUGUAUCAAUCAUCAAGACUCUGGAAAUGUACAUUUGUUGACAGAUAAUAACAAAUACACAUUCUGUACGUUACUGUGACAUUACGCUAUUGCACUAUGCAUGGUGUCACUUAUUUUCUCCUUCUUUCCGUUCUAAUUUCUUGUUUCUUUUACUCUUUCUCUCUCCUUUGCAAUCACGAGAAUGAGGCAGUAUAUUAACAAUAGCAUGAUAUUAACACAUUUAGAUAUUUGAAGUGUAAAGGGGUAAACUUAGGAGAGGCUUAGAGCUUAAAUAUUAUCAUAAAUUUGUGGUGUAUUUUGAGACAAUGAUGAAUUUGCAGUUUUACAUAAUGACAAUUUGUAGUUGAUGUGACGGGAGAAUUAGUAUAUAUCGGCUUUAGAAGAUUAUAUAACAAAGUAAUAUAUAUAGACGCCGGGUUGUGUCACGAUUCGAUGUAUUUUUGUGAGAAAUUAUUCGCUCUAGAGUUGAUUUUCGCUUUCUGUUGAAUAUAUUACGAUAGAUACAAGUUUUACCUAAUAAGGAACAGGAGAGGAUAGGUAAAAAGAGGUCAAUUUAUAUCUUGUAAAGCCGACACAUACAUUUCAGAUCAACUACGCUUUACUUUAAUCAUUCGUUAAGAAAAGGAGAACAGAUUAAUCCUUUUACACCGAUUACAUUGACACUACCUUAUUUAAGAUCUGAGCAACUCCGUGCACCAAUUAGCAAACUAAAAGUUUUGCAAAAUCAGGAUAUUGCGACUAAAAACGAAAAGCGUUUCGGCUUCCAAACCGUUUUAAACGAUGAACUUCUGGAACGUGUAUUUAAGAUUUUUAAUAAGGUGUUUGUCUAUUUCCCCAUUUCCCCUGUCUUUAAGUUAUACAAUACAACGAUCGAGAAGGAAAUAAUUUAUUCUUGCCGAGAUAAUAAAAUAUUUGUAUUGUCGAAA